Molecule: messenger RNA, 1285 nt
Organism: Suillus subalutaceus
Lineage: Eukaryota; Fungi; Basidiomycota; Agaricomycetes; Boletales; Suillaceae
Product: RNA polymerase Rpc34 subunit-domain-containing protein
Exons: 7
Coding region: 1-792 (263 amino acids)
Biological process (GO): transcription by RNA polymerase III
Cellular component (GO): RNA polymerase III complex
Source: RefSeq, a predicted model, not a curated record
AUGGCGCGCCGCCCUAGGGUGACUCACCCUCCCCUACUCAGAACAUUAGCCAUCAACUUUCUCCUGGGAGCCGGCAUGCUCAAAGUCCUGUCCAACGCGGCAGGUAUUAUUUCGUUCCGAGCCGUAAUGAAAAAGGAGAUAGAAGUAACACAGGAAAAAGAUAUGAGCGGUGAAGAAGCCAUGGUGCUCGGUCAUAUCCAAGCUUCCGCAAACGAAGGAAUCUGGACCAAACACUUAAAGACUAAAACCGAACUGCACCAAACCGUCAUCGACAGGUGCCUCAAAUCACUCGUUCAGAAGCAGCUCGUGAAGGCUAUCAAAGCCGUCAAGCACCCAACGCGCAAGAUCUACAUGCUCGCGCACCUAGAACCUUCAGUCGAACUUACAGGUGGGCCAUGGUACACCGACAACGAACUUGACACGGAAUUCAUCAAGCUCCUCUCAACCGCAUGUCUGCAUUACAUUCGUGACCGUCACAUACAACAUUUUCUAAGUAAAAGCAAGCUCACGGAGACGCAAUUGGGCGUCGAACAUGUCGAAAUGCUUUUGAGAGUACUGGAGUUGGAUGGGGAGAUUGAGAAGUUACCCGCAUUCACAAUGCCAUGGGACGCUACAGUCGACUCCGACAAUGCAACUUCUUCAGACUCGCACUCGGACUCAAGCUCGGACUCAGACUCGGACUCGGACUCGGACUCGGAAUCAGACUCAGCUACUCGCAAGAAACGUAAACGCAGCUCGUCCGAAAUCCAAAUCCAAAACGCGAAAACGGCGUCGUACGGACAGUUCCAGUGACAGCGACGAUGACGACGAGUCUGAAGAAGAGCAUUUCUGCACCCUUACUGCAAUUCCUGUCGAGAUUUUUCACGGCCGUGUUUCCUGCAUUGGACCUGCACAUCGUGACUCAGCUGCAGUCUACUGCACGAAACUUCGUAUGAGUGCCUUCUCAACAUGACACCAGUACAUAUUACUUACUUCUUCCCACCAUGGUCAACACUAUCUAUUCGAACGAGACCACGAACACGACCAAAAGUCUGGUAUUUAACCAGUCUUCGGGUGCGGUUAGUGCAGACUCCGCUGUACAUUUUAGCGCCAAAGGUCUAUCCGCCCUCGCCCGGCGCCAUGUUACAUCAUCCCCCAAUCUCCUUGUUGCCCGCCACGUAUCUGGUCAUGCCCGCCACGUUCUCCCAGGCACCUUCACGCAUGACCUGCGGGAGAUACAGUGAUGAGGGGCGCCCUUGUGGCAAGCAGUAUAAUUAUGGGCAUGAUGCCCGGCGAGCAAUUGGAC